AUGGGGCGGCUGGGCAGCAUGUUCGGUUACCAGGAGUACGGUGCGGAGCCGGACGUGAUGACCCUGGCCAAGGGUCUCGGCUACGGCGUGCCCAUCGGCGCCUUCCUGUCCAAGGCCCACUGCCAAGCCCUGGUCCCCGGCGACCACGGGUCCACAUUCGGCGGCAACGCCCUGACCACCGCCGCGGGCUACGCGGGCACCAAAUUCCUGAUCGAGAACGACAUCCCAGGCCAGGUGAAGGACAUGGAGCCCUACCUGCUGGGCCGCCUGAACGAGGUCAAGGACCGCUUCUCCUUCGUCUCCGAGGUGCGUGGCAAGGGCCUUUUGGCGGCCAUGGACUUCGAGGACAACAUCUCACCCCAGGUGCUGACAAACUCAAACGAGGCCGGCCUGCUGCUGAACGGACCGCGUCCCAACACCAUCCGCUUCAUGCCCCCGCUCACCGUGGCGCGGGAGGAAAUCGACGAGGCUGCCGAGCGCCUGAGCACCGCCCUGUCCAAUAUCUAG
This is a messenger RNA of Geodia barretti, 507 nucleotides long. The record is from the annotation of a GenBank genome assembly. Lineage: Eukaryota; Metazoa; Porifera; Demospongiae; Tetractinellida; Geodiidae.